Molecule: messenger RNA, 1346 nt
Organism: Vitis riparia (riverbank grape)
Lineage: Eukaryota; Viridiplantae; Streptophyta; Magnoliopsida; Vitales; Vitaceae
Product: auxin-responsive protein SAUR68-like
Exons: 1
Coding region: 161-607 (148 amino acids)
Biological process (GO): response to auxin
Source: RefSeq, a predicted model, not a curated record
AAAAAUACAACUAUCUACUGUCUGAGUCCUCAUUACUAUAUAACUAACCUUCUUCCAUUCUGCAUCCCAAACAACACAGCAAUACCAUUCGAGAUUCCAAAGAUUGAAGUCUCCUUUCUUCACUUGUUCAAAGUUUUCUCUUAUUACUCAGUGAAUAACCAUGAUCAAUCCCAAGAAACUCAUCAAGAUGGCAAGGAAGUGGCAGAAGAUAGCUGCCAUGAAGAGGAAGAGAAUUUCUCUACCAAGAACAGAUAUGGUUUUGGAUGCUGACUGUUGUAGUACAUCAUCAGUGGCAGAUAAGGGCCAUUUUGUUGUUUACAGUGCUGAUAGGAGACGCUUUGUGAUUCCUUUGGUGUAUCUCAACAAUGAAAUCUUCAGACAGCUUUUGCAAAUGUCUGAGGAGGAGUUUGGGGUACAAAGUGAAGGCCCCAUCAUAUUGCCAUGUGAUUCAGUCUUUAUGGACUAUGCAAUCUCAUUCAUCCAACGUGGUGUAGCAAAAGAUUUGGAGAGAGCUUUGAUCAUGUCUAUAGGUUCAAGUAACUGCUCAUCCUCUGCAUACUUCCAUCAAGGACAGAGCAAUGAGCAAUUACUACUAUGUGCCUUCUAAAGAAAUCAUCCUUCUUUUUUGUUUGUUUGUAAAUGAUCCACACAAGUCUUGUUUGACAAUAUUUAUAAAAUGAGAAUUUCUAAGCUAUCUUCUUCAUGUUUUUUUGUCUUCCCUCGAGAGUAUAAUGCUCAUUGCCUCCAAGAGAGUGGUGGACAAAAUCUGUUAAACAUUAAAAAGCAGCUCAGUGUGAAUGAGCUAUCAAAGAAGGCCUUAUUGAGGCCAAAUCGCCAAACCUCAUUUGCUUCUUGUUCUAAAAUCUGAUUUUACAAUUACUCAAAUUCUAGGCAGAAGAGAGUUUGUUUUAUGAGUGUAUGCUAUCCAAAUGAGGCACAAAUUCAUAUAGAGUACUACAGGCCAUGUACUACUUUCCCCUGUUUUCCCAGAAGCCAAACACAGUGAUGAAUAAAAGAAACAGAAAUAUGAAAACAGACUAACUUCUUUGUAAGUUGGGUUUUCAAGGUAAGCAAUAGUGCUAUAGCUUCCUAUAUCACUUCUUCGUUUUAGGGUCUCCAUGGAUUUGUCUCAUAAGAAACCAAUUUGUGAACAAUUAACAACAGGAGCCAUAGCUCUUGGCUUGACUCACAAACCCCACUUACAAACAGGUGACUUUCUUUUCAUUUUUAUUUAUUUUUUUGUUUCGUUUCUUUUACUCUUAUAGUUGUGUUUGGCUGCUGAGAAAACAGGGGGAAAAGUAAUAUUUGUGGUAUAAUGUAUGAUUUAAAUUAGUGGUCUAUGAACA